Messenger RNA from Monoraphidium neglectum, 345 nucleotides. RefSeq names its product putative Protein translation factor SUI1 like protein. Gene Ontology annotation, molecular function: translation initiation factor activity; RNA binding. The record is from RefSeq and is a predicted model, not a curated record. Gene Ontology annotation, biological process: translational initiation. The transcript has 4 exons. Bases 1 to 345 code for a protein of 114 amino acids. Lineage: Eukaryota; Viridiplantae; Chlorophyta; Chlorophyceae; Sphaeropleales; Selenastraceae.
AUGCAGGCUGACCUCGACCUUGCCGUGCCCGGGGGCUUUGAUGCUUUCGCUGACGCGGCGAAUCAGGAGGAGGACACCUCUGGCAUCGAUUAUGUGCACGUGAGGGUGCAGCAGCGCAACGGACGCAAGAGCCUGACCACUGUGCAGGGCCUCAAGCCCACGUACGACAAGAAAAAAGUCCUCAAGGCCCUCAAGAAAGCCUACUGCUGCAACGGCACUGUGGUGGAGGACCCGGAGCUGGGCCAGGUGAUUCAACUGCAGGGUGACCAGCGCAAGAACGUACACGCCUUCCUGACUGGCGAGGGCCUGGUCAAGAAGGACCUGAUCAAGCUGCACGGCUUCUGA